GUAAUAAACACGUGACUUGUGCAUGCGCGUGGGCGCCAUAUUAAAUUUUCUGGGAAAGGAGGAAAGAACGUUGACCCAGCGAAUAUAUUGGACCAAGCAAACAUCUCAAGAAAAAUCUAUAUAGUUUUAUCAACAGACACAUAAUUAUGUCUCGAUAUAGGGACAGCAACCUGGAAGGAAAGAUUUAUGUUGGUGACCUGAGUCGUGAUGCUUGUGAAAAAGACUUGGAGAGAGCAUUUGAGUAUUAUGGCAGACUGAGAAAUGUUUGGGUUGCACGGAAUCCAGCAGGAUUUGCCUUUGUAGAAUAUGAAGACCCAAGAGAUGCUGAUGAUGCAGUUCGGGGCAUGGAUGGAACCACAAUUUGUGGUUCAAGAGUCAGAGUAGAACAUUCUACAGGUAAAGUACGGCCUAAACCUUGGCUCCGAGGGGGAAGACCCCCCAGAUCAGGGGGCCGUCGUCCAUUUCACCCAGAUGACAAGUGCUAUGAAUGUGGAGGAAGAGGACACUAUGCAUACGACUGCACAAGAAGGGGACGGUCCCACAGAAGUUCCAAAAGAUCAAGGUCCAGAUCCAGAUCUCGAUCCAGAUCACCAAGAAGACGCAGUUACUCCAGGUCACGCAGCAGGAGUGGCAGCCGACCCAGGUACCACACCCGGAGUAGAACCAAGAGCAGGUCCUCCUCCCCACCCAGAAGACGAACUAGAAGUAUGAGCAGAGAAGGAAGUUCAAAGCAUGAUGACCAUUAGAAGUCCAAACAAUGACAUUUUGUAUAUCAUUUUCAUUUAUGACACAUCAUUAUUUUUGGCAAUCAUUAUAAAUAUUAAUGUUAAAGUGAGGAGAAAUUGUUUCAUUAACAUGAUUCAAUUUUGUUUUUAAAUCCAUGGACAUAGCUAUGAUUAUGUUGAAAGUACAUCACAAAUAAAUGUGCAUCAUGACAACUUUUUGGUGUUUACUUGAUCACAGAAUUUAUGUUGUUUGUUGUUUUAAGAUGUAUGCAUUUCUGUUAAUAUUGGACAUAUUCACACCUUCAAAUUUUAUUUAGGACAUAAAGUGUGAUCAAGUUGAUAAGCGAUUUUGAAAGAACAUGAUGUUUUAUACUUUAAUGUGCAAGAUGCAAGUAAUGUUAUAGAUGAGAAGGUUGAAAAAGAAAGAAAAAGGAAAUGCAGUGAGAUAGAGUUUGUAUAUUUUCACUUGUGUAUUUUUUUCAAUGUAAUUGAAUAAAAAAGUGUAAAUAGUAUUAAAAUGUGUUGAACAUUUAACAAA
Magallana angulata is the source of this 1263-nucleotide messenger RNA. Its product is annotated as serine/arginine-rich splicing factor 7-like. Bases 147 to 746 code for a protein of 199 amino acids. Gene Ontology annotation, biological process: mRNA splicing, via spliceosome. The transcript is spliced from 5 exons. The record is from RefSeq and is a predicted model, not a curated record. Lineage: Eukaryota; Metazoa; Mollusca; Bivalvia; Ostreida; Ostreidae. Gene Ontology annotation, molecular function: RNA binding; zinc ion binding. Gene Ontology annotation, cellular component: nuclear speck.